Arachis ipaensis is the source of this 1230-nucleotide messenger RNA. RefSeq names its product F-box protein SKIP23-like. The record is from RefSeq and is a predicted model, not a curated record. Lineage: Eukaryota; Viridiplantae; Streptophyta; Magnoliopsida; Fabales; Fabaceae.
AUGGGUGAUAUUGAUGGAUGGGCACACAUUGAUGAAGAUUUGUUGCUAGAAAUUUCAACACGGUUUUUUUCAUACGAUGAUUAUAUCCAACUUGGAUUGGUUUGCAAAGAAUGGAGGUUGAAACUUCCAAAGAUUCCCAAUGCCAACAAUGUUCCGUGGCUGCUAAUACCUGAAGAAACAGAGAAGAAUUCUUAUGAAGACGAGGAGAUCUAUCAUCUCAUGCAAUUACCUGUUGCAGGUCAAGAAAUUCUUGAUACUCACGGCCUUAAAGAGCGGGGAAUCUACCAUGUCAUGCUGCCAAACAUGCAGAUGCAGAACUAUGUCAUCCGUGGUUCUUCUCAUGGAUGGUUAAUUAUGGUAUCCUUAUCUGAAGGUACCGUGCUACUGUUAAAUCCAUUUACAAAUGUUGAGUUUGGUCUUCCUCACAUCUCAACUUUUCCUAAUGUAAUUAAGUACGAGCCUGAUAAUCAUGGAGAUGAAUACACUCUGUUGGAUUUUCCAGACGAAAGUUACACCUUAGAUCGAGAUUCCACGCAUAAAAUUCAACUUUGGAAGGUUGUUAUAAAUUCACCUCCUGACUGCAACAAUCAUAAUUUUAUGGCGGCUGCCAUAUAUGAAUUUCAAUGUCGAUUAGCCUUUUACAAGCCUAAUGAUAUGAGAUGGGUAGAGUUUCCAACUAGAGAUACCGAGUUUGAAGAUGUUAUAUUUUUUGGAGAGAAGAUAUAUGCAGUAAACCGUGAUGGCCAGUUAUAUGAAUUUGAUACAAAGACAAAAUCAGGGCGGCUUGAGGGAGGAAUCCAUGAAGUCAGACCUCCAUCUCGACUUGACACAAGCUCUUUAACGAUUAAAUAUCUGAUUGGAUGUGCCAAUGGAAGUUUGUUAAUGUUGGUAAGACAUUUUCGCAUUCCUUUGGAUAGAAGAGACAGCGAAUGUUAUGAAACUUACAAAUUCGACAUCUAUGAACUGAAAAAAAAUGGAAAAAAAUGGUCAAGAGUUUAUAAUUUGGGUGAUUACAUACUAAUGAUCGGAUUUACUUCUUCUGUUCAAAUACCGGCAUCUUAUCCAAAGACAGGAAAUCAGAUAUUCUUCUCCGAUAACAUGAUAGAGAUAAAAUCACGUGACUAUGCUCUUGCUCAAGAUCUUGGCGUCUUUAGUUUGGAAAACAGACGUUUUUAUAGACUAUUGUUAGAUGUGAAGUUUUUUUGUCCUCCCCUUUGGUUGCUACCCUAA